CUGUCAAAGAGCCGAUUACAAAAUCAAAACAAUCCAUGCACGAUUUGGUGCACAUUUUCGUGAUUUUAUUUUUUUCAAUAGUUCAAAUAGUGGCCAAGUAAAAAUGUCUUUUGUAAAUUUCUCAAGCAUUCUCGUGAGAACACUUCCUCGGUCCAUACAUGCUGCAAACCAAACCCGGCAAAUCCACCGCUGGGUUGCGCCCACACUUCGCGAACUGAAGCGCCGCCGGGAGAAAAUGGGUCCGGAAGCGGCCCUAUCCCGCUCGGGUCACAGCGACUGGAACUACAACGCGGAGCUGUUUGCCUUUGGGAGGCGCCUCUCGGAGCAAUUUGACGCCAAGCUGCUGCAGCAAGCAUUUACCCACCGGUCGUUCAUUGCGCAAGAAGAGCAGAAGCAGGCCGAGGUGGGCAUUGAGCAGCCGGAACUGGGGCUGAGCGACAACGGAGAGUUGAUUGCACUGGGUGGGAGUUUGAUCAACCAGUACGUGGAAGCGUUUUUGUUGACGGCGCUGCCAAAAUUUCCACAGGAGGGAAUCGGUGCGAUUGUUGGCCACUUGACGUCGGAGGCGAGCUUGGCGCACGUUUCGAGCCAUCUUGGCACAAAGGACAUUAUUCUGGCGGCGACCUUCCCCGUUGAUCAAACGCUGCUAGCCGACACGAUAAAGGCUGUUGUUGGGGCGUUGCAGCGAUCUUCCGGAGAUGAAAGGGCGUUCCUUUUUGUUCGUGAUUUCAUUUGCACUCAGCUCAACCAGCAAGACGUGAACGAGUAUUGGACGAUUGAAAGGCCGCUCGAUUUGUUGAAGGAAUAUUGCCAUGAGAAGAAGCUUGGCGAACCUGAACCGCGCUCGAUUGGACUGGUUGGAAAGAAUACCCUGCUAGCCGCGCACAAUGUGGCGAUUUACUGCAACAAGCAGUUUGUUGGUUCCGGCUUUGGGGAAGAUGUGGACACGGCCAUCGAUGAAGCGGCACGUGAUGCGCUGCGGCAGUUGUUUGGAACGCAACUCAACAUGAAGCCACUCAAUUUUAGUCUAGGCUUUGAAGAGGUGGCCCGGAACAUGAGUCGUAAGGCUGCGAGCAAGCAAGCUUGAUUGGAUUGUGUUUUGAAAUGUGUUAGAAAUAAACGUACCAAAUAGGGAUUA
Messenger RNA from Culex quinquefasciatus (southern house mosquito), 1138 nucleotides. It is a transcript of the gene mRpL44, whose product is annotated as 39S ribosomal protein L44, mitochondrial. Gene Ontology annotation, cellular component: nucleus. Lineage: Eukaryota; Metazoa; Arthropoda; Insecta; Diptera; Culicidae. The transcript is spliced from 2 exons. Gene Ontology annotation, biological process: regulation of gene expression; primary miRNA processing; rRNA processing. The record is from RefSeq and is a predicted model, not a curated record. Bases 104 to 1087 code for a protein of 327 amino acids. Gene Ontology annotation, molecular function: ribonuclease III activity; double-stranded RNA binding.